AUGGCAGAUUUAGCGAAACCGAGAAAGAUACGAGGAGGUCAUCGUGGUUAUUUAACCAAGAUACUCGCUCAAGCUACAGGGAUGUUAGAGAACUUCAACGAGGAACUUCGAAUUGAAGCUUCUAAGCUUAGGGAAGGCAUAGUUGACGCUGUAACAAACAUACAGAGACUCGAUGAUGAAAUUGUUGAGCUAAUUGCGAGCGACAAGGAUUCGACCGAAGAGGAUAUUAUGAAAGAGAUCGAGGAUGCAGGAAAAUUGAGAGCGGACGCUAGAAAGAUUGUGAAAAAGCUUGACGAAAAAUUGUGUGAGAAUAAUGUUACCUCCGUUGUGGAAUCAAGUGCUGGGUCAACGUCGAAUGAGUCGGUAACGACUGCGAGUAAAGUUCGAGCCAAGUUACCGAAAUUGGAAGUUAAAAGAUUUAAAGAGAACGUGUGCAAAUGGCAAGAGUUUUGGGACUCGUUCGAGAGUUCAGUACAUUUGAAUGACGGUUUAUCUGACGUAGAUAAAUUUAACUAUGUUCGAGGGCUUUUAGAAGAGCCAGCAAAGUCAUGUAUCGCCGGAUUUUCGUUGACUGCGGCGAAUUACAAGUCGGCUGUUGAUAUUUUAAAGGAACGUUACGGGAAAAAGUCAGCCGUACAACGUGCACAUAUGCAGCAGUUGAUAAAAGCCGAGCGUGUUAAGGAUGAGAAAGAUCUGGUGUCACUGCGACGUUUAUGUGAUCGUGUUGAGACACACUACAGGGGUUUAGAGGCGCUGUGUAUCGAGAAAAAUACGUAUUCGUCGAUCGUUGCGCCUCAUAUAUUGGAUUGUUUACCCGAGUCUGUGCGGUUAAUCAUCACAAGGGAAAAGGACUUCCAUGAGUGGGAUGUAAAGAAUUUACUAGAGCCUUUGAAAAGGGAGAUUGAAUUGCGGGAAGAACGUCGCGAGCCAGAGCGCAAGGGUAGUCGAGAGUUUGUCGAACGCUCAAGCUGGAAACGAAGACCGUCCUCGGCCCAAGCUUUACAAUGGUAUAGAUUC
Messenger RNA from Paramuricea clavata, 1017 nucleotides. The record is from the annotation of a GenBank genome assembly. NCBI's taxonomy places the organism in Eukaryota, Metazoa, Cnidaria, Anthozoa, Malacalcyonacea, Plexauridae.